AUGGACGACACCGUUGGGACUCCUCUGUCCGAUGUCUCUGCGGCGCCCUCGAUUGACUCUCUCGAGGGGGCGGGUAUACCGCCGCCCCCAUCUCGAGUCACUACAUCUGGAUCCUUCGAUAGUCUUCAAAGACACCGCCAACGAAACCCCCGAGCUCGGCGUCCGGUGAAGGAAACACUGGACGCCCGCUCCGAGUAUAGGACGAGCCAAGACGACGGCACGGCAGAGCACCGUAUCAACCAAUAUAUCAUCAAGCAGGAGAUUGGACGAGGCUCCUUUGGCGCCGUCCACUUGGCUGCUGAUCAGUUUGGCAAUGAAUAUGUAUGGAAGCGCCCUGGAAUAGCCAUUGAGGGCAUUGAGACGAGGCAGGACGAGAAUGAGGGCAUGGUACUGACAGAAGCUCAUUACCAGGCAGUGAAAGAAUUCUCCAAAUCCCGACUCAGAAAACGUGCACAGUCACACCUAUUACGCCGACCGCGUGGACCUCAACGACCCGGUACGGGAUUCAAUUCGCCCUUGCAUCGCCAUCCCUCUCAAGACGACGAUGAGAACGCCAAAAAUCCGCUUUAUCUGAUCAAGGAGGAGAUUGCGAUUAUGAAGAAACUGAAUCACAACAACCUGGUCUCACUGAUCGAAGUGCUGGAUGAUCCGACUGAAGAUUCACUUUAUAUGGUCAUGGAGAUGUGCAAGAAAGGUGUGGUUAUGAAGGUUGGCUUGGAAGAACGAGCCGAUCCAUACGAUGACGAGCACUGCCGCUGCUGGUUUCGUGAUCUGAUUCUGGGGAUUGAGUACCUUCAUGCGCAAGGGAUCGUCCAUCGAGACAUCAAGCCCGACAAUUGUCUCGUGACCAAUGACGACGUGCUGAAAGUGGUUGAUUUUGGUGUUUCGGAGAUGUUUGAAAAGGACUCGGACAUGUUCACUGCCAAGUCAGCUGGAUCUCCGGCUUUCCUCCCGCCCGAGCUGUGUGUAGUAAAGCAUGGUGAUGUCUCUGGCAAGGCAGCGGAUAUUUGGUCGAUGGGAGUUACCCUAUAUUGUCUGAGAUAUGGCAAGCUUCCAUUCGAGCAGCAGAGUAUAUUCGAGCUGUAUGAAAGCAUUCGGAGCGAUUCGGUAGACUUUGAGGAUGAGCAGGAUGAUAAUUUCAAGGAUAUGAUGACUCGUAUUCUGGAAAAGGACCCGGCGAAGCGUAUCAAAAUGCGCGACUUGAGGGAACACCCUUGGGUAACCGCCAAUGGGGCUGAUCCUCUGCUCUCCUAUGAAGACAACACAGCACAGCUCAUCGAGCCACCCACGGAGGAAGAACUGAACCUAGCUAUCACCAAGAACAUGGGUCAUUUGUUAACAGUGAUGAAAGCAGUCAAGAGCUUCAAGCGGUUAGUAGAUCCGUCUAAAGCAGGAUCAGCCAUGCAAAGUAUUUUGGGUAGUGAGCAUGAUGCUCACUUUGUGGCACCCCCUAUGGAAAUGGACGAGAGCGAUGAUUUCCCGACCAUUGGGCUGGAUCCCAACGCCGAGCGUGCUGGUCGUCAUAUCUUCACUGGUGGCAUCAGGAAGGCAUUUGGGCGGCACCCUAUGCUGGCAGGGCGUGGUCGAGACGAACCAGCAGAGAGACACUUUGCAACCACUCCAUUGAGCGUUGCGUCUGGUGCAGACGAUAGUACAACCAGCAGUGGACGAUCUAGAGGCGCCUUUGAGCCUCCAGAGCGAAAGGACUCUGGCUCAAUACGGAGUGGGAGGUCAAUUGGAAAAGUAGAUGCGACUGGGAUCCAUUCUCAGUCGGCAUCGCCUCAUCCCGCACUCUCGCGAGCUAGCUCUGCAACCACCAAGCGCAGCGUCGAGGGGACGAGAGGCCAUGCACGGGAUCCGCUUGAAGAGGACUUCCCUUAUCUCUUCAUUGGUCCUUCGACCUACACCGGCAUGUCACCUCAGGAACCCAGCGAGUUCAAUAUUGGCAGUGAUCCAACGCCCAUCUUCGCCGAGCCCGACAGCACCGAGGACGGAAUGGAUUCUGCCUUGGAUGCAGCCAUGUCCGACGAGCCGAUGCAAAUCGUCAGUGAAUCCCCCGGUGCAGCAGAGUUUGACAUUUACGAAACGGCAUACCGUAAGGAACUCGAGCGCAUCAAGUCCAAUACCUCCACCUUCCCUGGCGCCGGCGUCAGUCCCAAGGUGUAUCUAACGCGUCGCGUUGAGGGCAAGCACGAGGUGAUGAAAUUUGUCAAGGAUGAAGUUCUCGAUGUGCAAAUGGGCAAUAGGAAACCCUUUGCGUCGGCUGGCAGGUCCGCGACGGCGUUUGGGGCGGCGGUGAGCUUGUUGCGAAAUCAGAUGGAGCAGAAGAGGGAGGCCGAGCAGAACGAAAUGGAUGCUUCAGCGGUGGAGGGGUCGAAUCCGGGGCAAGAAUCUACGGAAAGUCAGCAGAGCCCUCCCCGUGAGCGCAGACAAUCCCAUCCUCCCUCCUCAUCGCUCUCGUCACAGUCGAUUCCUGGCCCCGAAGCAUCGUCCUUGGAAGCAACUGGCGUUCCAGCUUCGGACCCGAACACCAGUGCAGAAGACUCAACCACGCAACUGCGUCGACUUCUCGCUCGUGUUCGUGACAAGAAUGAGGAGUAA
This is a messenger RNA of Penicillium cataractarum, 2601 nucleotides long. Its product is annotated as serine/threonine-protein kinase. The transcript is spliced from 5 exons. Gene Ontology annotation, molecular function: protein serine/threonine kinase activity; ATP binding. The coding region runs from base 1 to 2601 and encodes 866 amino acids. Gene Ontology annotation, cellular component: cytoplasm. Gene Ontology annotation, biological process: intracellular signal transduction; protein phosphorylation. Lineage: Eukaryota; Fungi; Ascomycota; Eurotiomycetes; Eurotiales; Aspergillaceae. The record is from RefSeq and is a predicted model, not a curated record.